UGCUGGCCUAUAACCGCUCAGACCUGGAGCUGCUCAUCAAGGCCAUGAGAGCCAAGGACCCGGCAACGCUGAUGACUGUGUCAGAUGAGGAUAUUGUCCGCCUCUACAUUACCAGGGAGCACCUCAAACACCACGUGCGAAGGGUCACACUGGGAGCUCAGGAAACAUUCCGGCUCAUCCAUCUGGCCAUUGAGGAGCUGAAAGGUCCCGCAGGGCUGGACGAGAGCGGAGUGAGCCUUUUCAAAACACCUGAGGCCAUUGAUGAGAUGUGGGCAGGCCAGCAGCGACACCUGGAGUGCAUCCAGGAUCCACCAGACAUGAACAUGUAUAGGGUGGCGCGUACCACAACCAUUAACAAUGUGGACCUACCCUACUACAAAUGUCUGCGUGGAAGCAACAGCCUGGAAGGAUUCCACAAAGCUCUGCCGAACAUGAUUCCAGGUCCCCACUGUGCAGCACGGCCCUAUCAGGUUUACCUGAUCAGUGGCAUUGCACGGUGGAACUCUGACAGGGAGCGGGAUGCCGUGUUUGGUGGCAAAGGACGGCACCACAGGACCUAUUCGGCGCCGCUGAUUGAUCGCCUCAACGCUCGCUGUCAGCAGCUGUUCGGAGAGACUGUGGAGGAGAAUUUCCGGGCCCCUGCUGAUGUCUCUUCCAACGAGCUGCUCGGGUUGGAGUACCUGUUCAGCCAGAGCACGGGGGAAUCUGGGCCCUUCUCUCUUCAGGACAUUGUCAACGAUGGACCUGGUCCAGAAGAGGAGGUGCUCCGACCUGGGCAGCCUGAUCCAGAUGACGCAGACGAGGCGUACCAGAGCGAUGUGGAGGCACACGAUCGUGCGCUGGAUGCCGUCCUGCCCCACAUCACACUCACCAGCGACGAAACCGCCACUGUUCACCCUCCGGCCUUUGAGGAUGCCUGCAGUCCAAACCCUCUUCCUGGCUUUCCUAAGUUGGAAAUGUUCUGCUCUGUGCUGGUGGAGAUUGGCCUGGCAGAAGAAAAGCUGUCACUCACCACCGAGCAGAGAAACCAGGUCCUUAAAGCCUGGAAUGCCGUGGAGGAGCAUGACAAGCAGCCACAAAAGUUCAACCAGUUGUACAGAACACACUGGGGCAACACCCUCUACUGCCGCACAAAAAGGGACGAUCUUGUUGACGCUGCUCUGAUACAGAGGGUAAAGAUGGCCAAGCGCUACGCACCAGCGCAACAGGACAUCAGUGCUCAGCACAACAGGCUGAUGUACACGCUGGUGAAACUGUUGUGGUUGCGCUCACCUCAAGGCUCUCGCAACAGUCCUGAGAAGAGAACCCUCUUGAAGGCGUACGAGCGAGUCCAGCACCGGAUUUUAGUGGAGGAUCCAGUCCUGUGCAAAGCAGGCAUUCCUCUACCCAAGAUUAACAGCAAGACUGUGCAGGACUUUAUCCGUCGCCAAGAGAGGCUCCUCAACUUGCACGCCACAAAACAGCCCUCCACCAUCACUAAGACCACCUCCAUCUCAUCUGCAGACCUUCCACCAGCACCACAUCAGCCUGCAGUCCUCCCUCCACCAGACUACCCCCUGAUGGAAUAUGUGCCCACACCCAGCACAGCAGGGACCAAGGUGUUAAAGGGAAGGACAGAUAUGAUGGCACCACUACUCUCCCGGCCUCAGCCACCGAUGCCACAUUUGCUACUGCCACCACCAGUGAGAAAACCCAACGCCCCCUCUACCAUCAACAGACCUGUGUAA
Molecule: messenger RNA, 1727 nt
Organism: Coregonus clupeaformis (lake whitefish)
Lineage: Eukaryota; Metazoa; Chordata; Actinopteri; Salmoniformes; Salmonidae
Exons: 4
Coding region: 45-1727 (560 amino acids)
Source: RefSeq, a predicted model, not a curated record